AUGACCCGUGCACGUGUUGCUGCGCUGGAAGCCUCUAAUUCCAAGAACGACCAAGUCAUUUUGGAAACAAUUCAACGUCUUCUUGAGGAUAAGUUUGCAUCCAUCGACAAACGCCUCGAUUCAAUUGAUUCUCAUUGUGAGGGUUUUGAUAAGCCAUUCCCGCCUCCAUCUGAUGACGACGAUGGUGACGGCUCUCUGCGGCGCGGAGAGAGGGAUCACUGA
Prunus armeniaca (apricot) is the source of this 222-nucleotide messenger RNA. The record is from the annotation of a GenBank genome assembly. Lineage: Eukaryota; Viridiplantae; Streptophyta; Magnoliopsida; Rosales; Rosaceae.